AUGGUGUCUCAGCCAGAAUUACCAGGAGAUAAUGCAGCCUCUAGCACAUUUAUUUAUAUCCUGCAAGAUUUAUCAACAAGAAAUGAAGAGCCAUUUUUGGGAAGAAAUUUUGGUAUAGUUCACAAACCUUUGAAAAUCGACAUCAUAAGAUAUAACCGUCCUAAUGGACUCAUAAAUUUGGGAAGGGAAAGCUCAGCAGCGUCUAGACCAUUCAGGUUACUCCCUAGAGUGAAAUUAAGAGUUAGGUCUUAG
Messenger RNA from Blepharisma stoltei, 252 nucleotides. The record is from the annotation of a GenBank genome assembly. NCBI's taxonomy places the organism in Eukaryota, Ciliophora, Heterotrichea, Heterotrichida, Blepharismidae.